UCCAUAACUUCCUCCCCACGUAACCGUCUCCUUUUACUUAAGCAACUCUUUCUCUAACCUUUAUCCUUUUUUUUUCUUCUCUUUUCUCCCAUCGCAAUGGCCACCAAUAAUUCUGAUUCUGAUCCCAGUUUUCACACUCCACUUACCCCUACUUCUAACGCAAUCAUCCCUAUCUAUCCUAAUCCAAAUCUCCAGCUUGCUUUAUCUCCAAGUUACAAUCAGAGCCCUAGAAAGAAACGCAAAACCGUUGCGCUACCCUCUAGUUCUUCACCAAAACCAAAACCAAAAUACCCUAGAAAGCCAGACCCUAAUGCCCCCAAAAUCACACGUCCAUGUACCGAAUGUGGCAAAAGGUUUUGGUCAUGGAAAGCUCUUUUUGGUCACAUGAGAUGUCACCCCGAGCGUCAAUGGCGUGGCAUCAAUCCUCCUCCUAACCACCGUGGCCCUACCCCGGCUUCAUUUUCAAACCAGAACCAGAGAUCACCAAAAUGGGUAUCCCUUAUGACCGAGGAAGAUCAUGAAGUCGCUUCUUAUCUCUUAAUGCUGGCUAAUUCCACACCAUCAUCAUCAAGUUGUGGUGAACGGUUCGAGUGUGGGGGUUGCAAGAAAGUGUUUGGAUCACAUCAGGCUUUAGGAGGACACAGAGCUAGUCACAAGAACGUUAAAGGAUGCUUCGCUAUAACGAACGUGGCCGAUGAUCAUAUGACGGUUACUACUACUACUACUCCUAGUGAUCAAGAUCACCAGGGUAAGAUCGUUACGUAUUUGGGGCAGCAUAAGUGUAAUGUAUGUUUCAGAGUGUUCUCUAGUGGUCAGGCUUUAGGAGGCCACAUGAGAUGUCACUGGGAGAAACAAGAGGAGACUAUGGUCUGUGGUGCGUUCGAUCUGAAUGUUCCUGCAACAACACAUGAUCUUUCUACUUCGGACACACCAGGGUGUUCAUUAGAUCUUAGGUUAGGACUUUAAUUAGUAAAAUAUAAUUAUAGUUAUAAAUUAGACGUUGGCUUCUAAUAUAUCUAGGAUAAUGUUGUGAUAUAAUGA
This is a messenger RNA of Raphanus sativus (radish), 1041 nucleotides long. RefSeq names its product zinc finger protein ZAT3-like. Lineage: Eukaryota; Viridiplantae; Streptophyta; Magnoliopsida; Brassicales; Brassicaceae. The record is from RefSeq and is a predicted model, not a curated record. The transcript has a single exon. The coding region runs from base 97 to 966 and encodes 289 amino acids.